AUGAUGUUCGCGUUCAUUAGUUGUGUCGCGUGUGAAAAUGUUCCAUCAGACGAUCAAGUGAUUACCAUGAUCAACAAGUUAGAUGAAGAACAAACUUUACCAUUAUUUGGUGGUUUGUCAUUAGAGAAAGUUGACAAUUCCGGUGACAUUUCCCCACGUUCUGAAAGCUUAACCGAUAGAAUCAUUCGAUAUUUCCAAAGUCACAAAGUAAAUUUUGAAUUAAGUGAAGCGCGCACGAAUGUUGGAGGUAAAAUAAAGCCAGUUAUUGUUAAGAAAGUCAAAAAAGCACGCGGAAAGCUCAAGAAACUCAUGUUGCCUAUCUUGUUGGCUCUUAAAUUCAAGACUGCCGUUAUUCUUCCAAUUGCUUUCACGAUCCUUUCACUUAUCUCAUUGAAAGCACUUAAGGUUGGACUUGUCGCUUUGAUCCUUGCUGCGUCGUCCUUCGUUAAGGAAUUCUUCGCUAAGAAACAAGAAAAAAUUACAACUGCUUAUAUUUCAGCUAAUCCCUCAAAUUCCGGUUUCAAUGCAGAAAUCGUGAGUGACUGGAAUAGAAAUGGAGCACCUGCUGGUGAUUUAGCUUACAACGCCUACAAUAACAACAAUUAUCAAACUUUACCUCAAAACGUUUAAGAAGAAAGUGUAAAAGCUGUCUGGAAAUCUAUUUAUUUAAUUUAUUUAUAAUUUAUUGACCGAUGGUUAUGAUCGUUAAUAAAAUUUGUGAAUCAUUCUGAAAACAAUUAUCGAACAUUU
Clunio marinus is the source of this 750-nucleotide messenger RNA. The record is from the annotation of a GenBank genome assembly. Lineage: Eukaryota; Metazoa; Arthropoda; Insecta; Diptera; Chironomidae.